Verticillium dahliae VdLs.17 is the source of this 639-nucleotide messenger RNA. RefSeq lists its product as uncharacterized. Lineage: Eukaryota; Fungi; Ascomycota; Sordariomycetes; Glomerellales; Plectosphaerellaceae. The record is from RefSeq and is a predicted model, not a curated record. Bases 1 to 639 code for a protein of 212 amino acids. Gene Ontology annotation, biological process: mitochondrial respiratory chain complex IV assembly. Gene Ontology annotation, cellular component: mitochondrion; mitochondrial inner membrane. The transcript is spliced from 2 exons.
AUGUCGUCAAAUCAAAAUCACACAGAGACCCGCCAGGAGGCCAAGAAAGGCUGGCUCUGGAGCCGCGGUGCCCCUUCCAACGAGCCGGCAGAAACCUCAGCCCCCUCCUCGUCACCAGAGACGGCGAUAGAUCCCAGGUUAGAUCUCAGUCGCGCGCCUCCCAAGGAGCUUCCCAAGCUCGUCAACGCCAAGCUCGAUCCUGCCGACUUCAAGACCAACUUCCCCCCGCAGCAGGGUGAAGGUCCCACCGUCGGUGAUGCGGUGAAAACCAUCAAGCCCGAGGACUUUCUUGCCGUGAGCCAGGCGCCAUGCGCGCGAGAUGGAUACAUCGCAGGCAUUGUCUCCGGCGGACUUGUUGGUGGUAUCAAGUUCGUCAUGAAGGCUCCCAUCCCAAAGGUCGCCAAUUGGGCCGUCGGCAGUACCCUCGCCGGUGCGGCUGCAUCGUAUGAGUACUGUCAGUGGAAGCGCAGGCAGGAGAGGGUUCGCAUGAGGCGGACAGUCGAAGUGUAUCAUGAGGCCAUGGCCGACAAGCACAAGAAGGAAGCCGAAGCACGUAGGGAGGCACGGGACGAGGCUGCAAGGGCGAAGCAGGCGGCAGCAGAGGCGGCAAGGCAGGAUCCUUGGUAUAAAUUCUGGUAG